Limulus polyphemus (Atlantic horseshoe crab) is the source of this 1583-nucleotide messenger RNA. RefSeq names its product zinc finger HIT domain-containing protein 3-like. The transcript has 4 exons. The record is from RefSeq and is a predicted model, not a curated record. Bases 64 to 519 code for a protein of 151 amino acids. Gene Ontology annotation, molecular function: protein binding. Lineage: Eukaryota; Metazoa; Arthropoda; Merostomata; Xiphosura; Limulidae.
UGUAACUUGUAUCGUAAGAAGACGAAGUUCUGCCAAGUUGAGGAUGAGACAGCAUAAAAUAUAAUGGAAAAUAUAUAUAAUUCGUUAUCUGUAAGUUGCAGAACUCCUAAGACAUGUGAAGUUUGUUUCAAAUUGGAAUAUAAAUACAAAUGUCCAACGUGCUUAAAGAAGUAUUGUGGUGUUGAAUGUUUUAAAAAACACCGUAAAGCAGGAUGCCAAAGAAAAGACUUAAUUACAGCACAGGAAUGUAAAAAAGAAGAGGCUUCUUCCAGUCAAAAAGAAGAGUAUGUAUUUGAAACUGAAGACACAGUCCCUCUAGAAAAGUUAAGGUUACUAGCGUGUGACCAGGAGUUAAGGAACCAGCUGGCUAACCCUCAUUUGAAGGAUAUAUUGUUGGUAUUAGACACCUCCAGUGAUCCAGAGAAGUUGAUUGAUGAUGCCAUGAAAGAACCAAUUUUCAUAGAGUUUGCUAAUAGUUGCUUACAAUUAGUCGAGAGCAAAGGUGGAAAUCAAACCUGAAACAUUUAAGAAACUUGAACUAGUUUGUAUCUCAGAAGGAGCCAUGUAAAUUACUAAAUGGUUUUGGAAAACUGGAUAUUUUGAAGUUUUUAUGGUUUAUUAUUUUGUAAAGCAAGUUUUUAAUAUUGUCACUGUACUUUGUUUAGUUUUUUUUUUAUUAGUCAUAUAAAAGCACUUAUUUUGUACUUCCUCUCUGUGGAGUUUAGAAUUAAGUAUGCUGACAAUAUGUUGAAAAAACAUCUUUCUGUUUCUUAUAUUUAAUAUUUUCAUAUGAUCACAUUUAACAGUAAGAUUAUUCAGAUCUUUGGCAAAAUCUUAGGUAAAGUUUAUUAAAAUAUAAUCCACUUUGUUCUCAUUAUAUAGAGUUAAAGACUGAUUUAUAUCAAACAAAAGUUGAAAACCCUAUUUAUAUAAGUUGUAUGAAAAUUUUAGCUAAGCUAUUGUUAUGGUAAUACAGUAAUCAUGAGUAACUUUCCUGUUAAUGUAGUUAGACAAAAAUAUACAUUUAUUUAAUACUUUUUUAUUACCUACUCAUGAUUACUUGCCAUAUUUGUUUGUAAAAGAAUAACUAACUUCAGAAUUUAAAAAAAUUGUAACAUUUGACAUUUCAUCUUUUAUCUUCGUUCAUUACAAUUAUAAACAAAAACUAUAAAACACUGCAGCUGGUGGCAGUUUAUAACUUUGGCUGUUGUUCACUAUGGCUGGUAGCAGUUUAUAGCUGUGGCUGUUGUUCAUCAUGGCUGGUGGCAGUUUAUAGCUGUGGCUGUUGUUCACCAUGGCUGGUGGCAGUUUAUAACUGUGGGUGUUGUUCACCAUGGCUGGUGGCAGUUUAUAGCUGUGGCUGUUGUUCACCAUGGCUGGUGGCAGUUUAUAGCUGUGACUCUUGUUCACCAUGGCUAGUGGCAGUUUAUAGCUGUGGCUGUUGUUCACCAUGACUGGUGGCAGUAAGAGGGAUGAGUCAGUUUCCGAAUCCUCCAAUUAUUACAGGUAUAACUAUGAAGAAGAUUAUUACAAAUGCGUGGGCUGUUACGAUUACAUUGUAAAUUUGAUCAUCCCCAAUUAAU